Linum tenue is the source of this 1199-nucleotide messenger RNA. Lineage: Eukaryota; Viridiplantae; Streptophyta; Magnoliopsida; Malpighiales; Linaceae. The record is from the annotation of a GenBank genome assembly.
AACGACCCAGCCAAUAUUUUUAUUCAAAGCUCCCUCUACAGUCUAAACCGCACUUUACUCUUCCCCCCCUUCCCCACGCUCUGCAUCUCUUCACCCCCUGCGGAGUCUUCCCGUUCGUCAGACUUUGAACAGAAAAAGAGAUCUUUUCAAGCUCUGCUUUGAUCAGAAGCAGAUGGGAGAUAUGGCUUCGCCCCCGACGGGCAUUGAUUUGCUGAAGACCGAGCUUCCUGUUGAUCAGGAAGCUUUCGUGCUCAACGGCGAUGUUAAAACUGGGCUUGUUAUGGUCGACUUAGUUAACGGCUUCUGCACUGUUGGCGCUGGCAACUUGGCUCCAAUGCAGCCUGACAAGCAGAUUUCGGGAAUGAUUGAGGAAUCAGUAAGGCUUGCUCGAGCUUUCUGCGAUAAGAAAUGGCCCGUGUUCGCUUUCCUCGACACACACCAUCGUGACGUUCCCGAGCCUCCUUACCCGCCUCAUUGCAUCGCUGGUACAGAUGAAGCAAAUCUAGUUCCUGAACUUCAGUGGUUAGAGAAUGAGGCUAACGCCACCCUGAGGCGUAAAGAUUGCAUUGAUGGGUUCAUUGGUUGUGUUGAGAAAGAUGGAUCCAAUAUGUUUGUGGAUUGGGUUGUGAACAAUCAAAUCCAAGCUAUAUUGGUGGUAGGGAUAUGCACAGAUAUCUGCGUGCUGGAUUUCAUUUGUUCAGCAUUAUCUGCCAGGAAUCGUGGUUUGCUUUCCCCUUUGCAAGAUGUGGUUGUUUACUCUCACGGUUGUGCAACAUUCGACCUUCCUGCUCGUGUUGCUAGAGCUGCUAAAGAUGUUAUAGCUCAUCCGCAGGAGCUGAUGCAUCACAUCGGCCUAUACAUAGCAAAGGGGAGGGGAGCCAAAGUAGUAUCUGAGGUGACAUUUAGUUAACUAGAAGAGCCUGAGGUUUUUAGGAUAAGAGCCUGAGAGUUUCUAUUUCAUGAGCAGAUGGAAUUCAUGUGCUGCCACUGAUGCUCAUAUAUGUGUGUCUUUGAUUUUAGUUACUUCAAUGUUCUUUAUGUUGUUGAUAGUUUAGUGCUGCUUAAAUCGUCUUUUCAUGGAUCGUUGAAUGCGGGGCAAAGGAAAAGUAUCAUGUAAUUACCUGCAAACAGUUGAAAUUAUUAAAUCAUGUUUAUCAGCAAACAGUUGUAUCUCUGUUUGAUGAGUUGUUAUAAAUGGU